AAUAUUUUUGAUCUGUGCUUGACUAUGACGAAAUCAAAAAUUCCAAAGAUCUAAUUUAUUCCUGUUUUGUUUAUUAAAAAAUAUAGCUUAGACGAACCAAUUUGAUUAAAUAUAACUUGAAAAGUAUUGUCUAGUGUGUUAUGAAUGUGUUCAGUAUUUACUACCAAUGAAACAUUGUUGAAUCCGUAAAACGUAAAUUUAUUAUUGUAGCUUUCACUUAGGUUUUAGCGUUACUAAUCUAGUAAAGUAUACAGCAGAAAUGGUCAAAGUAUAUGCACUUUUAGUAUUACAUAAAGGAAUUAAUAAUGCCUCAAUACUUAAAGCAGCUUAUGAUUUACAAAGCUUCAGCUUUUUCCAAAGGGGCUCUGUGCAAGAGUUUAUGACAUUUGUUAGUAAGACAAUGGUGGAGAGAACACAUCCAGCUUCACGGCAAUCAGUGAAAGAAGGAGAAUAUAUGCUGCAGGUGUAUGUGCGAGCGGACAACUUGGCUGGUGUAUUAAUUUCAGAUCAUGAGUAUCCAAAUAGAGUGGCACACACAUUAAUAACAAAAAUUCUUGAUGAAUUUACAGCUGCUGUACCAGCUGCCAACUGGGCCACUGGUAAUGAGACAACUAUAGAUUUCCCAGUUUUGCCUCAGUAUCUGGCUAAAUACCAGAAUCCCAGAGAAGCUGAUGCAUUGACCAAAAUACAGAAUGACUUGGACGAAACAAAGAUUAUUUUGCAUGACACAAUAAAAGCUGUAUUAGAAAGAGGAGAAAAGCUAGAUGAUUUAGUAGAAAAGUCUAAUAGUUUGUCAUUACAUAGUAAAACAUUUUACAAAACUGCUCGCAAAACAAAUAGCUGCUGUACCUACUGAAAAAUCUCAAUGUUCGGUGUAAUAUGGCCAUUGUAUAUUUAAAGUAUUUGGUGUUGCUCUGCUGUUUCUUGUUCAAUUAUAAUAAUGUAUAAACUAAGAUGUGGAAUGUUAAGGGGUUCAUAAUGAAUACAAGGAAAAAGUAAAAGCUAUUAUUUCAUUGACUUAUUAUCUAUUUAUUCAUAAACAAUAUUGUAUCUUCAGUAUGUACUUGUGUGCGCUCACCUGACAGGAGCUGAUAAACCCUAAUUAAUUAGUACUGUUGCCAACACGACAGUGAACUAAUAUACAUUACUUCUAAUAUUUCUUACUUGAAAUUGUGAAAUGAACAUUCUAUUAAAUUCUUUAUCAUUUUAUAGUUUCUUAUAUUAUUCAUUAACAUUCAUUCAUUAAUAUGAAAUAUGAGGCUUACAUUGUUAUUGAAAUUGUAUAAUUUUAAUGUAGGUUUUUUAUUUUUGAUAUUAACAGUAU
Messenger RNA from Achroia grisella, 1324 nucleotides. RefSeq names its product synaptobrevin homolog YKT6 (gene Ykt6). The transcript has 2 exons. Gene Ontology annotation, molecular function: SNAP receptor activity. Bases 260 to 856 code for a protein of 198 amino acids. Gene Ontology annotation, cellular component: Golgi apparatus. The record is from RefSeq and is a predicted model, not a curated record. Gene Ontology annotation, biological process: endoplasmic reticulum to Golgi vesicle-mediated transport. NCBI's taxonomy places the organism in Eukaryota, Metazoa, Arthropoda, Insecta, Lepidoptera, Pyralidae.